CCUCCCACCACCACCACCACCACCACCACCACCACCGCCCCCUCGCUCAAAAUCAUCAUGGUCGCCACCGUCCAGCAGCCCGCGCCCGCCUUCACAGCGCAGACCGUCGUCGGCGGCCUCUUCAAGGAGGUCUCACUCGCCGACUACCUCGGCCAGUGGGUCUUCCUGCUGUUCUACCCCAUGGACUUUACGUUCGUCUGCCCGACCGAGAUCCUCGCCUUCAACGACGCGCUCCCACAAUUCGCAGCCCUCAACACCGCCGUCCUCGGCGUCUCCACCGACUCGGAGUACUCCCACUUCGCUUGGGCAACGCAGGACCGCAAGGCAGGCGGGCUCGGCCCCAACCUCAACCUCCCGCUCGUCGCCGACCGCAGCAUGCGCAUCGCGCGCGACUACGGCGUCCUCAUCGAGGACAAGGGCGUCGCCCUCCGCGGGCUCUUCCUCGUCGAUCCCAAGGGCGUGCUGAGACAAGCGACGAUCAACGACCUCCCCGUCGGGCGCUCCGUCGACGAAGCCCUCCGCCUCGUCAAAGCCUUCCAAUUCAACGAACAAUACGGCGAGGUCUGUCCCGCCAACUGGACCGAAGGCGCGCGCACCAUCAAGGCAGACCCGACCGCCAAGCUCGAGUACUUCGAGGCCGCCGCCGCCGCCCCCGCGGCUCCGGCUACGAAGCGCGCGCGGGUGGAGUGAGCGUGUGCGGCGCGUCUUUAGGUCGCGAGUUGAGCGUGAAUGGACGGAGGGAUCGGUCUUUUGACGCUCGCGUUUAUGUGCAUACUAUGUCGUCGAGAGUAGCUAUACCGCGCUCGUUCUCCAUACACACACACACACACAUGCUCGCAUGCACGCCUUGUUCCCAAAGUCGAGGGGGCAGCACAGAGCGCGCGAUGAUGAUGACGAUGAUGAAUAAAUAAAUGGCAGCACGGCGCCACGCGCUACAAGCAUACUUCUGAUCCGAUACUUUCGAUCCCAAGGCGCGUGCGCCCGCGCAAGAAACGGCUCCGCCAUACACACAGACCGACCGCCCGCUCCCAGCUCGCCGCUCACCGCUCUAUCCCAUGCUCGACCGGGAUCCCCAGCGCCUCGAGCGCCGCGCGCCCGCGCGCCGCCCAAUACCCCACCGCCGGCGCGUGCUCGAACCACACCGGCACCGGCGCCGGCACCGUGUCCUCGCCCGCGCCCGCGCCCGCGCUCUUUACACCCCCCUCCUCCUUC
Heterobasidion irregulare TC 32-1 is the source of this 1212-nucleotide messenger RNA. RefSeq names its product peroxiredoxin 1 (gene prx1). Bases 58 to 690 code for a protein of 210 amino acids. Gene Ontology annotation, cellular component: cytosol. NCBI's taxonomy places the organism in Eukaryota, Fungi, Basidiomycota, Agaricomycetes, Russulales, Bondarzewiaceae. Gene Ontology annotation, molecular function: thioredoxin peroxidase activity. The transcript is spliced from 6 exons. The record is from RefSeq and is a predicted model, not a curated record. Gene Ontology annotation, biological process: cell redox homeostasis; cellular response to stress; hydrogen peroxide catabolic process.